AUGGAAUCUCUAAGAAUGAUAAUGGUUCUUCAGACUCCAGGAAAUAUGGAAGUUCCAAUGAUGUACAAUUUCCAGCCAAAUCUGAAAUUUAUUCAAAAACCCCAAGAUUGUGGCUCCUUGCUUGUAUACUUUCCAGCAUCAAAGCCAACUCCGGAUUGCUUUAUUUUCAUCUUUGCUGUAGGAAACUUCAGACUGGUGGUAGUGACUGUAGGCUAUAUCCUCAUCGCCACUUAUGAAGGCAGUAAAGAUCAAAUGCAUCUGUUCUUCUUGUCUAAGAUAAAAUUCCUUGAUAUCUAAUAUUAAUAAUCCUAGAAUUUUACAGUAUAAACAAAAUUCCAAUAAAAAUCACCAUGAAUCUCUUGCCUUAAAGCCCUCCUAUUAACUUUCAUUCUUAGAUUUAUCUCUUAAUCUCUCACAUCAGUUUCUUCGGCACAAUUACUCAAACUCCACCAUACAUUCAGCUUUGUUCAAUGCCCCAAUUAGCUACAGGCGAAGUAGCCAGAAGUGAUUCUAGGAAUUCCGAAAGCAAGAAAUUAGAUCAACCAAUAUUUUCUAACCAGAUUUGUU
This is a messenger RNA of Moneuplotes crassus, 567 nucleotides long. The record is from the annotation of a GenBank genome assembly. NCBI's taxonomy places the organism in Eukaryota, Ciliophora, Spirotrichea, Euplotida, Euplotidae.